Erpetoichthys calabaricus (reedfish) is the source of this 8763-nucleotide messenger RNA. RefSeq names its product family with sequence similarity 217 member Ba (gene fam217ba). Bases 515 to 2164 code for a protein of 549 amino acids. The transcript has 5 exons. The record is from RefSeq and is a predicted model, not a curated record. NCBI's taxonomy places the organism in Eukaryota, Metazoa, Chordata, Cladistia, Polypteriformes, Polypteridae.
AGAAAUCAAUCUCCUUUAAUGCUUUAGACCGAUUGGUUAAAAUUUAACAAUACCUUCGUCAGAGCUCGGAAUAUAUCCGCAGAUCUAUGAAUACGCCCCCUUUGGGCAGUGCUUUCAGCAAACCGCUUGCGAGUACAGGAAGAGAAAACCAGAACAAACAUACAUACAGUGCUGCUGAAGACAAGCUACACAGAAGAAAUGAAGAUCAGAGUGUCUUGGCGCACUUAUUGAUGUUACGAAUUUAGAUACAUAAAAAAGACCAUUCUCGUCGCUGGGCUAAUUUUAUAUUAUGAUUGCACAGGUGUAUUUCUUGCAUAUACGUUUCCCUUGCAGUAUACCGUUUUAACUGUAUUCCUCUUACUACUGAUAAUGAAGAAUGAUGAAAAUGGUGCGCAUCGAAAGCUGGACAUGUUGUUCGCAUAUACAUAACAACGUUACAAGACGCUGGCUCUUGUCUGUGACACCUCACGUUCUAGAUGCACUACAGUUUAAAGAAUCAGCUGCAUGCUGGUGAAUGAAGGAACCCAAAAAAGGGGAUAAAGGCAACUUUGUGUUGUCAGCAGGGGUAAUCAUGGGACCCAGUCUUCUGGACCGUCCUGCACCAGCCUUGAAAAAAGGAUUUACAAAGGAGCGAAACCGCAGUAAAGUCACUGCAGUCAACAACACUACAUCAAGUUCUAAAAAGGGAAAAAGCAAUUUGAAUCAUCGAGCCUCAAAGAAACCAAGUGCCCAGUCAAAGAACAGCGUGUCCCGUCAGAUCAAGGAUCUUUCACAAGGGCCAGAGCGAGCCUCCCAAAGGAGAGGGUGUCGGCUUAAACCUGGAAAUAUGUCUGCCACAGAAAAUGUCCCAGUGGAGCAGGGAAAAAAAGAAGAGGGCCCUGAAGAGUUAUAUCUGAAACAACCAGUUUAUUGUUCCUCAAGAGCAUCUGUGGUAUCUGAAUUUCUUGAGAUGCCCAAAGAUAAACAAGAGAGCAGUGAUUCUUCUCCAGGACCCAGUAGAAAGGGAUCAAAGAUGUUUCUUCAGUUGCUUCCUUCUACCUCUGAAAAGCAUCUUGCACCAGAAUUGCAGGUACCCAGCUUGGAGACACUAAGGCUGUAUGAAGAAGAGGAAGGUGAAGUGGACAGUGCCAGUGACCUCUCUGACUCUGAGCGACUACCAGUGCCUCCUUCACCAUGCUCCCCUCCAGAACUUCAUCUGCGAGCAGAAGUUUUUGACCCUAAUGACCUUGAUUCAUACCCUAGUAAUUCUAGAGGCUUACAGGGCGGCUAUGACUAUCCUGAUUUUCUACCUUCUCCUUUUAAUACUUGGAGCCUGCGUCAACUGGCAGUCUUUCUAAACACAGAGGGGAGACAGGCCCCACGCCCACAGCCUGUAGGACACCUAGAAAGGUACUUAGAGCGACUUCUACAGCUAGAAUGGCUUCAAAUCCAGACUGUGCAAGCAGAGAACAGCAAAUCAUCUACUGCAACCACAUCUACUAGUCGUACAAGGCCCCACACUGCCCCUCCUGGGUACCUCAGCUCACCUAAAACCCUACGGCAGUGCCAGCGUACCUUUCCAAUAGCCUUUCUGUCCUGCUUAGGAAGCUCUUCUUCAGCACAGUUGUCCCAGGCAGCUUGUCCAUAUUGUCGUGUCCGCUACCCAUUUUGUAAUGGUGCCUGUCGAUCGUACGCCUACCAGCGACACUCCCGUUUCAGCCUUGCCCAAGAGCGCAGUUUUGCUACAGGCACUCCUCAAAGAAGGAGCAGCAGUGAGACUAGAACCAGUAUGAAUCGGAAAGCUGUCAGUACAUUUGAAGCACAGAAACCAGGGAGCUCCACUGCAGGGAGUAGUCAUCUGAGUCGAAUGCAGUCUGCUGGCAACAUCAGAUGCCCUCCACAUUCACCAACAAUGAUGAGCCCUUCUAAGUCACAGACUGCAUCAAAAAAUACUAGCAUUGAGGGUUUAGCCAGUAAGAAUGGAAAGGGACGAAGUGGGGACUAUGCAGGAGCCUGCAGUAAGGUAAGAGAAACAAGUCCAUUGCGGAGGCAAGGAAAUGAACGGCAAAAGUCUCUGAAACAAGUCACCCGUUUGCUGGAGAAAGAGCCUUCAACAAAUUCAGUCGAGUCUCCAUGUAACAAGGUCAAUGGAAGGGUGAAGCAUGUCCAGUUUCUCACUAAAUGAAUCAAGCAGAGGUGUCUUGAGGUACACAAGAAGUGGUUCUCAUAUCCAAAUGAUUACCACAUUUUUAAUUGUUGUUCUAUUAUAAUUGCUCAUAAGCCUCCAAAUGAGUCCACAAUAAAAAGUAAUUUCAUUCACCUUCGAACUGUACUACCUUGUAGCAGGGCUUUCAAGUGGAAACAAAGUCAAUGUAUAUUUAAAUACAUCUUACCUGCCAUUUGUUUCCAUGGGAGACUGAAAUCAACUUGUACUUUAAAAUGCUAAAUAAUGUUUUGCUUAUUCUGCUGGACACUUAGUACUUUAAUAUUUCUCUUCAUGCAGAGAAAUCUAUGCAUUGUUAGAUACUCAAGAUACUAAAAAGCAACUAAGGCUUCCAUUGAUCAUUUUAUUUUUUGUCAGUGUAAAAAAGAAUUCUUCGCAAUGUUUUCCUUCUUGUACAGUACUGUUCUGGUGCAGUUAGCAUGGACAUGCAGGUAUUUUUUUUAAUGUUUCAUUACAUUAUCUAUCCAUUCUAAGAGUAGAUUAAGCAGAUAACUACACAGAAGUACUGUAGGUUUACACAGUCUGGGCAGAGUGAUCCAUUUGAUUAGUACUUCAAAUCAAAUCAGGUAAAAUACAAGGUCUCAUGAUAAUCUGGACCUUGUAGCAAAGAACUGUGAUAGAGCAGGAAAAGACAACUGAAGUAAUAAUGAGGAAUCUUAUAUUUGAAAAAAGUCUUCUUUUACACAACAAUACCUGUGCUUGUUUUAGACGAGCUUUUGGCAACCGUGUGCAAUUAUGUUCAAAGGCAAUGCCCAAGAAAAGUUUCUUUUAUUACUGGAAAAUGUAGAACUUCUGUAAAGAUACUCUAUGAGUGGAAUAGGGGUGUAAAUGUUUGUGUUGCCAUUCAUCUUUACACUCCCUGUGUGGAGUUUGCACAUUCUCCUCAUUUCCAUGUGGGCUUUCCAUUAUACAUAUUAGUUUCCUCCGAAGUUUCAAACAUGUGUUUGUUACUCUAAAUGGAUUUGGACUGAUUGGAUGUGGGUGUAUGCAUGAGUGUGCUAAGAGAUGGACUUCAGGUCUGUCUAGGCUUGGUUUCUGCUUUGUGUCCAAUUCGGCUGGCAGACUAUACAAGACCCUACAAUAGAAAUGGGUGGAUAGAUCAGUAGAGUUAUCCACUUUGGAAAAAGAUGUACUUUACCUGGGUGGCCGUAACAAGCUGAGUAUCAUGUGUUAUCAUGUGACAUAUAACCCCAGUCAUGAUGUAUGUUAUAACUGUUAUAUAAAGUAUAUCGAUCAAGAUUCUGAUUCUCAUUUUAAUUACUAGCUAGUGCAUUUAAUCCAUAUCUUACAAUAGCUCUAGAGCACACAGAGCCAGCAAACUGAUCUUUAUUUUCUAUAAAACCUUUCAUUGAGAGCACUAUUUCAAAGCACUUUAUAGAUCAGUUUCAAAAAACAGUGAAAAAUUAAUCAAAUAAUGCAAUAUACACAUGUUGUAAAAGAGCACAUAAAGUAAUACAUGAACAUCUAAAUGAUAACAUAUCGGAGAAGGCAAUAAGUUAAAAGGAAACACAAACCUUAGUGGAAAACAGUUUCAGGGAGUAGAUGCCACAAAGCUGAUGUAGCAUUUUUUAAGAGGGUGCAAUACUCCGAACAUUUAGGAGAGCCCCUUCUAUUGCACAUUUUGUUACAAUGUCAUAGACAUGGAUAGCUAUUCAGAAAUCUUGUAGUGGGCAGAUGAGGAGUAGGGUAUAAAAUAUACCCAAUGACAAUUGUAAAAAGUCCCUGGACUCUGGAAAUCUGAUGGGACCAUUUGGCUUGUGCCAGAACCUUAGCAGCAGUAUCAUUUUAAAACAGGUAAAGACCGAUUAGACUUCUUCCAUAGACUGUGAGGUUUGGGAUGCCUAUGUACUGUUACAGUUAAAACUGGAUUCUAUGAUUAACAUGAAGCUUUUCAGGCAUUAUCUAUUCGUGCAGUUGCUUCUAGACAGACUCAAGAUGUGCUAACACCUAUUCUAAUAAACACAAGGCAACAGUAAAGCCUUGCACAUACAUUAGGUACUCUGUGACUAGGGUGAUCAAUUCCCAAAUUCCAUCUAUCCAUCCAUUUUCCAACCCGCUGAAUCCGAACACAGGGCUGUGGAUAUAAUCUUCAAUCAGAUUAUGCGGAAAAUGUAAAAUACACCUUUAUUUGUGAAAUAUAAAUAUACCAUUGAUUUGAGUGUUGUAGGAUAAUAAAUUAACCUGAUCAUGGGUGACUUGUUGAAACACAAUUCAAUAAAAUCAUAUCAGCUCAAGGCAUGUUAUUUUAAACUGCCCAAUUAACAACAUUACAGAAAAGACAAAGAUGGGUAACAAAUGCCUUGGAUAUAACAUAUUCAUUAAAGAGAUGUAGAGCGGUAAACACAUUGUAUUUGGCCUAGGUACUGUAGGCACUUUCAAGUAGAAUUAAAAUAAUGGGAUUGUAACACCUCCUAUAAAGGUUAUAGAAUUGGAAACAAAUACAGUUUUUUUUUUUUACCUCCUCUUUGCUCGAUCAGCUGCUGGCUUGCUGCUGUGCUGCGUGAGUUUGAACAUUUAAAAGCCUGUACAGCAGCUGUUUUUGUCCUCUACUCUUUAUCUUUUAUUUCUGGCCCCGGGCAUGGUUAAAUCUCUUGGCACAAACUCUUGUUUCGCAGGACGCGAGUUCUUGAUAUUUUUUAGUUUAUAAGAACUUGAAAAUCUAACAACAUCACAUUAAAGUUCAAUAAACUAUGAAAAGAAUGAUACCAAACAUAUAUAUGUAGGUUUUAAAAUAAGUCCAAAUUAAAGCGUGACAAAAAAGUGACAUAAAAACAUCACAUAAAAUCGUUGCACUUUUAGACUUAGGAUUUUAUAUAUAUAGCGUAGAUAAUACUGUAUAUUUCCAAUUAUGUGCACAGUAGGCAGCAACUGGAUUGUUUUGUUUUUGCUCCUACAUUAUGGUAAACCUGUUAUUUUCUUGCAUUUAUUGUCAUGCCAGUCCUUAUAUUGUGACAUAGACUUAGUUGUUUCCUUAAAAUGCUUGUUUCCUUAAAAUGCCGGACUUUCAUUUCAGGCCUGACUGUUGCUUUUCCAGGUUCCAAUAAGUGAAGAAUGGGUCAGGUUUUGACUCUCACCAACUCUAUCCUUCCCUAACCACCUGUAAUUGCAUCUGAAACUAACACACACACACACACACAGUGAAUUUUAGCAACAUAUGUAGUGUAGGAACCUGAUCUUCAAAUUAAAGAUUCUAAUUUUGAAAACUGACAUACAAGAAAAAUGUGUUUAGCAAUUAGCAAUGUAGGUGUCAGUUACACCGUGGAACAACCUACAUCACUUUUUGGAAAAUGUGAAAUUGUUUAUUUUCUUGACAAAAUCUAUAUUAAGACACAUCCAUUUCCAGGCUUGUUUAUAGUCAAGUAGUUUCUAUUUUCUUAUCCUACAAUAUCAAAAAAAAUAUAUCUAAAUUUUGAUAAUAAAAAUAUAUUUUGACAGUAUGCAUAAAAGAUAUUAUCACCUUUAUUUUCAGGAUCUCCUCAGAAAAAUAAGUCCUAAAUAUACAAACACCAAAUCAACAUAUAUGUGGCACAGUGGUUAGUGCUGCUGCCUCACACUUACAGAAUCUCAACAUCGAUGUCUAGCUUGGGCAAUGUCUCUGUGAGGCCGGCACACUCUCAGCAUGUCACUUGGAACCCCAGAUUUCCUGCUACAGUCCAAAGACAUGUGUCUUAGUUUGCCCAGUAAUACUAAAUUGGUCAUGUGUAAGUGUCCAGGGCCCAAGUGCUUUGUGGUAGACUGGUGUCCCAUCCAGAGCUGGUUUCUGUAUUGCACCUGAUACUGCUGCCAUAGGUUCUGUCAUCCAGUGAUCCUAAAAAAGAACAACUGGGUUUGGAAAAUGGAUGGAUAGACCCUUUAAAAGCAUGCUUACAACCACUUGUAUUUUUUUAAAAGAAUAUGGAGCAGACCAAAUGCCAAGAGGCUGGUUAAAUGUAUAUAUGUUCCCUAUACAUUCCAUAUGCUUAUAUUUAUUACCAUUUCCUUGGUAAUUAUAUACUGUCUUCAUUGUAAUAUUUAUAAUUGUACAGUGCCUGUUGUGAUUCAGAGAUUUCCAUUUGAACCAAUAAAAAAACAUUAGCAAUUGACUUAGCUUGAACAACAUACCAUUGGUGAUCUAGCAGUCAAAAAAUGUCAUGGAAACAGUUGGUCUAACAGUAGACAUGACUGAGGCCUCUUUGCUCAACAUACGUUUCUGACUGCCAGCAUCAGGAUAACACAACUUCAGUAUUUUCUCAACAAAUAAAAGCAUUGCCAAUAAUGUCUUUCAAGGGCCCAUACCUAACCAGAAUCACAAGGUAACCUCAUUAAAUUUUAUAAUGCAGUAGUAUAUUAGAUUAUGGUGUUUGGAAAAUGAGUGCUAAUAUUUUUUUUAACUUACAACCAAUGAAUUUUGUAGAUAAACAAGUUUUAUAAUCUUUGUGAUUUCUAUACAGAAAAAAAAUAUAUAUAUAUAUUUUGUCAGGUCCUUUGUAAAGAAGAUCUGCUGAGAAUGUAUGAAUUAUGAUCCUUUGCAUCAAAUGUGACAAAUAUUUGUACUUUGUUGCUCUAAGAUAUCAAAUUGUGUUCUGUACUGGUUUGUCAUGCUCAGUAUGAAACUAGUUUUCUUGCACUUUGUUCUCAAGCUGUUAUUCAAUCAUUGUAGUAAAUUAUGAUGGUAUAAAUGUACAGUAUAUAUUGUAAUAGAAAAUGUAUAUUUUGGUGUGCUCUUUGAAUAAUUUCGAUGAAUGAAAAUGUGUUUCUUUACUUUAACGCUUUACAAAUAUAGCAAGCUAUUUGUUUGUGGUAAUUAGGGUGACUUUUGGGAAUUCCUAAUCUUGGUCCAAAUUUUAUAGCGCUUUUCAGGUUAAACAUAUGCAGUAUCAAAGGGAAUGUCUCUUUUUAAAGCAGAGCCUUUUGCUUUUUAUUAUUUAGAAAAAUUAGAUUGUUUCAUUGUUGGUACUAUAAAAAAUUAGUCUGCAAAAGGUGGCACAGUGGUUAGCAUUGCAGCCUCCUGAGUCCAUCAUCUUGUGCUCAAAUGCUGUGCCUGAUCGUUACUUGUGUAGAGUUUAGAGUCCUACCUGUGUUUGUGUGGUUUUACAUUCAUAUAUUCCAGGUUGCCUUCCACAACCCCAAAGCUGUGCUUGUCAUUUCAUUUAGUGACUCGGUCCAAUGUGGGCAUGUGCAUGAGCAGACCAUGUGACGUACUGAAACGGUUUUGGUUUCUGCCUUGCAUCUGAUGCUGCUGAGGUAGGCUUCAGCCCCCUGUGACCAUAAUAGUAAUUUGAAACUCGGAGCAGUGGCCAAAAAUUGAAGACACUGUGGCAUUAAGUGGAAAACGAGGUAAAAUCCAACUGAUGUUGGAUUGUUUGUGUUUGUAGGCCAACUCUAUAAAAUUGUACACUGAGAGAACACAGUCCAAUAAGGCCUGGUAAUGAUACUCUAAUCCUUGAGUCAAGCAGAUGUUUUUUUUAGGGAUUGUUCAGAUCAGUUCCUAGCUGCUUCUUCAGAAUUACGUACCAAGAACCAGUUUGAAGAAUCCAGAAACAAAGCGCUAAAUUUAUUAUUAUGUGUAGAGAGUAUAAUGACAUUUUUAUUUCCGACCAACAUGUAAGAAAUUAAAUAAAUACAUUUGAUACAUAGCCGCAGAAAUAAAAAAAUGAGUGACCUAAUUAACCAUGAGGUUUUAAUAAAAGUGUGAAAGAGAAUAUUUUGGUGAUUUUAAUUAGAAGAAAAUCAGUGGAUUGCAUAACACCAAAGAAUUACUCUGAAACAAAAGGUCUUUACGGAGUUUAAAAAAAAAUAUAAAUAUGUCUCAUAACAAGAAGGGCAAGUAUCAACUUCAGUUUAUAACUGUGCAACACAAUACCCUGCUCCGUAAAUUCUGUCAUUUUUUAGUAUAAUCCCAUUUAAUGGUCAAUUCAUUUCUAAGAUGUGUCUGUUUUAAGUAAACAGCUUCCAGCUGUAUAAUAUUCAGUAAAAAAAUGUGGAAAAGGAAAAGAAUCAGCUAGAAAACAAUGGCUUUUGCUUCCUGUGAAGUACUCAGAUUACACUGCUAUUUUAAUGAGUAGUGUGGUGGUGGCAGACUAUAUGCACAUUAACUAAUGAAGCAGAUUUAUUUAGUUUAUAUUCGGUUUUCUUCAUACAGAUUGUUUCUGGUAUGUUGCUGAAUUUUGAGAUUUCGAAUAGAAAUUAGCAGGCUCCAGUUUUAUAAUAUGAUUCCCAAUGCACAUUUCGUAACUUAUUUUCUGUGAGCAGUUCUGAUACACUUUUGAAAAUUGAUAAUUGAUGUAAACAAGAUUAUUUUGUAUCUUUUAUUACAAAAUCUGCAUGUCAGAAUUUUAAAUUGACUCUAAUAACAGAGUGAAGCAAGAUGUUUGUAUUAAUUUCCUUCAAGUCAGAGAAUACAAUUUUUGAACUGCAAAUAUCCUUUUCCCAAUGCCGGUCUCCUUGUUUUUAUUCUAUUUCAGUUGUUAGUUCAAAGUAAAACAAGCAAACUACUGGAAUGCUUUUUAAAGUGUCUCAUGUACAAAACUGAGAAUAUUUGCUGUACUUUUAAAUAAUAAAAAUGGACUUUUGUUUUGUGA